AUGGAGCGUGUGGUAGCCAGGAGGAACUGGUGGAGAACAAUGAAAACCAGAGGAUACGUACUGAGAGAGCAGUAUGAGGAGGAGCAGGAGGCCAAAGCGGAGCUGCAGCGUGCUAUGUCCAAGGCUAACAGCGAGGUGGCUCAGUGGAGAACCAUGUAUGAAACUGAUGCCAUUCAGCGCACUCAGGAUCUCGAGGAGGCCAAGAAAAAGCUUGCCCAGCGUCUUCAGGAUGCGGAAGAGUCCAUCGAGGCCGUGAAUGUGAAAUGUGCCUCUCUGGAGAAGACCAAACAGAGGCUACAGGGUGAAGUGGAGGUCUUGAUGAUUGACGUGGAGAGAGCUAAUGCUCUGGCUGCAAACCUGGACAAGAAGCAGAGGAACUUUGACAAGGUUCUUGCAGAGUGGAAGCAGAAGUAUGAAGAGAGUCAGGUCGAGCUGGAAGGAGCUCUGAAGGAGGCGCGUGCUUUGAACACAGAUGUUCAAAAUGAAAAACUCCUAUGAAGAAGCUCUGGGCCACCUGGACACCCUGAAGAGGGAGAACAAGAACCUGCAACAGGAAAUAAGUGA
Messenger RNA from Girardinichthys multiradiatus, 564 nucleotides. RefSeq names its product myosin heavy chain, skeletal muscle-like. The transcript is spliced from 2 exons. The record is from RefSeq and is a predicted model, not a curated record. The coding region runs from base 1 to 498 and encodes 165 amino acids. Gene Ontology annotation, cellular component: myosin complex. Lineage: Eukaryota; Metazoa; Chordata; Actinopteri; Cyprinodontiformes; Goodeidae.